UAAAAAAUUGAAAAACAGCAAGGUGUGUGCUGUAAAGUGCAGUGCCGUACGAUGCGGGCGUGAAAAACGUGAAUUUCUUUCGCAAUAGUGCGUUUGGUGCGUUUGGUGUGGAACUCUGGUUUUGGUGCUAGAAAAAUCGGCGUGACGCUAUGUAAAUCAUAGCGUAGCGUGUUUUUUCCCGUGUGCCAAACAGUACGGAACGUGACCAUUUCCAUUUGCUGGUGUGUAGCCAGCGGAUGAGCAGGAGAAACGGUGAUGGAAAAAUAAUUCAAGACAUUCAUAAAACAGCGGGCGGAAGAGUGCACCACCACCCAAGUGAAAGAUAGUGAAAGGAGGAUCGCCCCUCGGUUCUAUCGCGCGUUGCUUUAUAAGCGGCAAUAACAAGCUUUCAUCUGAAGCAACGGCAAUUCCGCGGCAAAGAUCAAGUUCACCUCCUCCUCCGAAAAUAGUCAAACUCAACUUGACCGGCCAACGCGAAAGCUGCAGUUUAGUGUGUCAAAAGUGUAUUUUUCCGGGUCGUCUAGCUUUUUCUCGCAAUUAAUCAACUCCCCCGGCAGUGGAAAGUUUAUCCAGCGUGAAUUUUUGCAUCUCUGAAAAGAAAGGUCGUGUCUAAAGUUUUGCAAAAUGUUGGCCGCAACUACACUGUUCAAGAUGCUGCUGGUGACCUCGAUACUGUCGCAAGCGGUCCACUGUCAGCGGUUGCUGGGGCGGAGUCGCCGGGAAGCGACGAACACACCGUUGUCGUCCACCGAUGCGCCGGUUGAGGUAAGUGAAGCUGUCGACAAACAAUCGGCCACCGGGGAGGUGUUGAGUACGGCCGCAUCGACAAGGACACAGCGCAGCUACUACGGCGGUGGCUCGAGUGAAAGAUUGUUCGAUCUAGGCGGGCUGCUGGGAAGCCGCACCUACUACUCGGGUAAUCGGGGCUAUUACCCGUCCGGUGGGUACUACCCGCAGGGUGGCUACUACCCACAGGGCGGUUUUCUGCCGCAGGGAGGCUACUAUCCGGGAGGCGGCUAUGGCGGAUCGGGCUACUACCCGGGUACGAACACGCUGGGCGUCGGAUCGCCUGCGUACGGUGGCGGCAGCUACGGCGGUUAUGGCGGCUACGGCGGCUUCGGAGGUAACGGUGGGCUGCAGUCGUACUACGGCUACAACAACGACAACUACUACGGCAACCGCAACCUGGGCUAUGGCUACUACAGCGGUACCUCACCGUCCGGCUACGUAGGCUCCACCCUUGUUAGCGGUUUCCGUGGCUACAACUAAGGACCGACCGGGUGACUUUGACGCACUCACUGCAGGCCACUCUACGUUUGUGACGUUUUUGUGACGUGUUGUGCUGUGUUGUCUGUCCGUUAAAUCAAUGUCUGUCCGUCUGUGUGUGUGUGUGUGUGUGUGUGUGGGCCUUGUACAAAUGCUGUGCUCGCUGUUUGAAAACAAAAUGGCAAACACCAAAAACGAAUCUCCACAGUGCUACAAUUUGUCGGUCCAGUCCACAUUCGAAUGUCCUGUUGUGCGUAGAUAAUAAUAUCCGUCCAGCGGUUCCGAUGUGACGUGCUAAAAGCUAUAUUUAUAUUCCCUUCAUCUCAGCCAUCAGGAGCAACAGAAACGGUAUCUCACGCCCACCAGCAAAUCCCAGGCGCGUGGGUAAACGGGGGCCACUUCAUGGUACUUGCUCGAGUAAAUAAAGAUGUCGAUCAAAGAUCUAA
This is a messenger RNA of Anopheles arabiensis, 1712 nucleotides long. Its product is annotated as prisilkin-39-like. Bases 625 to 1269 code for a protein of 214 amino acids. NCBI's taxonomy places the organism in Eukaryota, Metazoa, Arthropoda, Insecta, Diptera, Culicidae. The transcript is spliced from 5 exons. The record is from RefSeq and is a predicted model, not a curated record.